Molecule: messenger RNA, 1005 nt
Organism: Chrysochloris asiatica (Cape golden mole)
Lineage: Eukaryota; Metazoa; Chordata; Mammalia; Afrosoricida; Chrysochloridae
Product: olfactory receptor 18-like
Exons: 1
Coding region: 1-1005 (334 amino acids)
Biological process (GO): G protein-coupled receptor signaling pathway
Cellular component (GO): membrane
Molecular function (GO): G protein-coupled receptor activity; olfactory receptor activity
Source: RefSeq, a predicted model, not a curated record
AUGCUGGGUACUUGCUCACUUGUUUCCUUUGAGUACCCACCCCCUUCUUUUCCCCCCAAAAUCAAUCUCCGGCACAUGGAGUCACACAAUCUAACAGGCUUCUCACAAUUCUUCCUUCUGGGUCUUUCAGAGGAUCCAGAACUGCAACCCCUACUCUUUGAACUGUUUCUGUCCAUAUACCUGAUUACAGUGUGUGGGAACCUGCUUAUCAUCCUGGCUGUCAGCUCUGAUCACCAUCUCCACAGCACCAUGUACUUCUUCCUCUCCAACCUGUCCUUGGCUGACAUUGGUUUCAUCUCCACCACAGUCCCAAAAAUGCUGGUCAACAUCCACACACAGAAUAAAUCCAUAGCCUACAAGGGCUGUGUGAUACAAGCAUCUUUUACUUAUUUCUUUGCAGGUCUUGACAGUUUGUUCCUUACUGUGAUGGCUUAUGAUCGGCUAGUGGCCAUCUGUCAACCCCUUCACUACACAAUUAUUAUGAACCCCCGACUCUGUGGCUUGCUAGUUUUGGUAUCUUUUCUUAUCAGCCUUCUGGACUCCCUGCUGCACAUGUCAAUGGUGUCACAACUUACCUUCUGCACAGAUGUGGAAGUCCCUAGUUUCUUCUGUGACCCUCCAAAACUCCUCAACCUUGCCUGUUCUGACACUUCCACCUAUACUAUACUAAUGUAUUUUAUUGGUGUUAUCUUUGGUGGUGUUCCAGUCUCUGGGAUCCUUUAUUCUUACAUUCGAAUUAUUUCCUCCAUUCUGAGAAUCUCAUCUUCAGGUGGGAGAUAUAAAGCUUUUUCUACCUGUGGCUCUCACCUGUCAGUUGUUUGUUUAUUUUUUGGAACAGCACUUGGGGUGUACCUUAGUUCAUCUGUGUCAUCUUCUCCCAGAAAGGGUGCAAUAGCCUCAGUGAUGUACACUGUGGUUACUCCCAUGUUGAACCCCUUCAUCUACAGCUUGAGGAACAGGGACAUAAAGAGAGCCCUGAGGAGGCUCCUCGGCAGAACAACCUAA